Messenger RNA from Necator americanus (New World hookworm), 1428 nucleotides. RefSeq lists its product as uncharacterized. Gene Ontology annotation, biological process: purine nucleobase biosynthetic process; purine nucleotide biosynthetic process. Gene Ontology annotation, molecular function: amidophosphoribosyltransferase activity. The record is from RefSeq and is a predicted model, not a curated record. The transcript is spliced from 12 exons. The coding region runs from base 1 to 1428 and encodes 475 amino acids. NCBI's taxonomy places the organism in Eukaryota, Metazoa, Nematoda, Chromadorea, Rhabditida, Ancylostomatidae.
AUGUGCGGGAUUUUUGGGAUCGUGCAGGCAGACGACGUCGAAGCAAAUGAUGCACUUCCCAUACUGGCAGCAGAUGGACUGAUAGCGCUUCAACACAGAGGAACCGAAUCUGUGGGUUUAGUGGGUUCAGACGGUGUGGAUCGGCAACACCUUGAGAUCAUUAAAGGUCAUGGAUUGGUCCGUGAUCUUUGUGUGGAGGAGAACUUGAACAAGCUAAAUGGAUCCCGAAUCAUUAUUGGCCACAAUCGGUACUCGACUGCAGGGCGAAAACGGCCAGCGAUCAAUUGCGUACAACCUUUUGUCGUUUACACUGCGAUAGGAACAGUAGCCAUUGCCCAUAAUGGAGAAUUGGUGGAUGCGAAGAAGAAAAGAAAAGAGGCACUACAUCAAGGCGUUGGACUGUCUACUGAUACCGAUUCGGAGUUAAUAGCUCAGAUGGUGGCUAAGGCUAUCGCACUAAAUUACAAAUGCCGAAACGAUGAAAACUGGGGCGACAUAUCGAAGGAGCUUGCUGUGACAAUGUCGGCAAUCAAUAUGUCAUAUUCCUUACUCGUAAUGACAUAUGAUCGUCUAUACGCUAUACGAGAUCCAUACGGCAACAGACCACUUUGCGUUGGUAGCAUUUACGAUCCGGCACAAUCCAGCACAACACCUGUAGCGUAUUGUGCGGCGUCAGAGUCAUGCGCACUUCCCGGUACGGCUAAGCUGGAUAAGGAAGUUGAACCGGGAGAGAUGGUUGAGAUUUCCAGCGAGGGCAUACGAUCUGUUUUCCAGAUGAAACCACAAACGCCACAAGCUUCUUGUAUUUUCGAAUAUGUCUAUUUUGCUAGGAAUGACUCGAUCAUGGAAGGACAACAGAUUCAAACUGUCAGACAGAAAUGCGGUAAAAUCCUAGCCAUUGAGGCGCACGUGGACGCGGACAUUGUCUCGAAUGUUCCUGAUUCAUCAACAGCAGCAGCUAUUGGAUACGCGGCUCAGUCUGGAGUACCGUAUGAACCCUGUUUUCAUCGAAACAGUUACGUUGGACGAUCCUUUAUACAACCGAGCAAUGUCAUGAGACAAUCAGUGAUUCACAAAAAAUUUGGUGUUCUCAGAAAGAAUGUCGAAGGCCAACGUAUAGUGCUAAUUGACGAUUCAAUAGUUCGUGGAAAUACUAUGAAAAUUCUCGUCAAAAUGUUGCUGAACGCUGGCGCGAAGGAGUAUCCGUGUUUUAUGGGGAUCAACAUACCCACUACAGAAGAAUUAAUGGCUAGUACGAAAAGUUUGGACGAGAUUACCGAGCAUAUCGGUGCAACAUCAGUUGCGUAUUUGUCGGUAGAAGGAUUGCUAAGGGCCGUACAGUCCGGAAUCGAACGACGCGUAAAUUUUGACGUCGGACAUUGCACAGCUUGUCUCACUGGGGAAUAUCCAGUACCAAUUGAUUUUUAA